This is a messenger RNA of Cicer arietinum (chickpea), 1944 nucleotides long. RefSeq lists its product as uncharacterized. NCBI's taxonomy places the organism in Eukaryota, Viridiplantae, Streptophyta, Magnoliopsida, Fabales, Fabaceae. The record is from RefSeq and is a predicted model, not a curated record.
UUGUCAUUGGUGCUUAAUACUUAAAAAGGGUGCAAACCCUCUAAUCAUUUUAAACAAUUGACAAAAAAAAUUGAUAGAUAUCACGAAAGCACUUUUUUUAGGAGUGUUGCUUUGCUUAGUGGUGGAGUCCUAUGAUGUUCACUUUGGAACAACCACAAAGAAAAUGUCAUGUCCCAAAGAAGAAGCUCUUCUUAAACUCUUCAACAAUGUCUCAACCUCUUUCCAGCUUCCCUUCCUACUACUCUUUUUCUCUGCCGUUUUUCUUGUCACAUUCUUAACCUUCACCGGAAGAUUCCCCUUAAUCCAAAGAGAUAAAAAAUAUGAAUAUGUUUUUUCUGAUGACGAAGAAGAGGAAGAAGAAGAAGAAAGUGAAGAAGAGUAUUCUUGUGUGGAUUCUUACGAGGGACAAGACAUCAAAUGUGGUAGGGAUACCCUUUUGUUUAUGAACAAGGAAGAACAUCUUUCUUCUUAUUCUGAAGAAUUCAUUAGCCCACGAGAGAGUUUUGUUGAAGAAAAUGAAACAUUGUCAAUUCAUAACUCACCACAAGUUUCUGACUUCGAAAACCAACAACACUUUCAAUCAAGAGAUUUUGUUGAUUCUGUUCAAAAUUAUGCUCAAUUUGAAAGCAGCCCCACCUCGAUCAACUUGAACCUAUACAAAAACUAUAACGAUGAUGAAGUUGGAAUGAUUAAAAACAAGAAGGUGCAGGAAGCAAGCAAGAGAAGGGAUGAGAGAUUAUUUGUUUUUGCUUCUAAACAAUUGAAGAGUAAGAAGUUAAUUGUUGAUGAAGAGAAAGCUAUUGAUGACUCCUUUUCUGAAUGGAGAAGCUCCAUUCAUUGCAUGGAUUCAGGAACAGAAGAUGAUGAUGCACUUUCUUCUACUUCAUCUACAAGAAGUUGCCCCAAAUGGGAAUCAUAUACUUUGUUUCAAACAUAUGAUGAUCAAGAAAAUGCAUUCUUAGACAGAAUUAAUUCACAAAACAAACUUCAUGAAACUGCGUGUUUAGGAUCAAUUCAAAUGUCUCCAAGAUCAAUUUCAGAACGCAUUGCAAACAAGUUUUCAAGUAUAAACAAAAAACCAAGUGAUUUGAGUUACAACCAAUAUUAUAAUGAACUAGAGGCUGCAUAUGUUGCACAAAUUUGCUUAACAUGGGAAGCACUUAGUUGGAACUACAAAACAAUUUGUUCCAAACAUGUUUCACAAUCGUGUCGCGAUCUUGAUAUCGGUUGUCCUGCCACCAUUGCACAACAAUUCCAGCAGUUUCAGGUUUUGUUGCAGAGAUACAUUGAGAAUGAGCCUUAUGAGAAUGGUAGGAGACCUGAAAUCUAUGCCAGAAUGAGGCUUUUAGCACCAAAGUUACUCUUAGUUCCAGAAUAUCAAGAUUCAGAGGAUGGCCAGAAGGAUAGUGAUUUUGACACUAAGAUAUCAUCAGCUUCAUUCCUUAAGAUAAUGGAAGGUGGAAUUAGAACAUUCAUGAAUUUUUUGAAGACUGAUAAAAAAAAAUCAUGUCAGAUCCUAAAAUAUUACUUUAAGAGAAACAGAAGAGGCAUGGUUGAUCCAACACUACUCAACCUAAUGAAGAAAGUUAAUCAAAAGAAGAGAAUGAAAAUUAAGGAUAUUUUCCAUUCAGGCAAAGGCUUAAGAAAGAUAAAGUUAAAGUCGGAAGAGGAGAUGGAGAUACUAAUGGCACUAAUAGACCUAAAAGUGGUGUCAAGGGUUCUAAGAAUGAAAGAGUUAAAUGAAAAACAGUUGAAUUGGUGUGAAAAAAAGAUGAGCAAAGUAAGGGUUGUGGAAGGGAAACUUUGUAGAGAUUAUUCAACUCCACUUUUUCUUCCCCUCACAUUAAAUUCAGUGGAGAUUCAAGAGUAAAGCUAUUAAAAAAUUCACAUUAAUUUUUGUUAAACAAAAAAUCACAUAUAUAGAUAAAAUGGUCAUAUACAUAU